UUCCCUAUAAAUACAUACCUCGCUCACCAUUAUCCUCACUCCAAUAUCAAUUUUGAUCAAACUUAUUAAAGUGAAAUAUACGUGUAAGAAAAAAUGUCAGGAAUAGUGCACAAGAUAGAGGAGAAACUCCACAUGGGAGACCACAAGGAUUCAGAAAAGAAGGGCGAGGAGCACAAGGAGAAGAUGAAGGAGAAGGGCGAAGGACACAGGGAGAAGAUCAAGGAGAAGCUCCAUGGAGAAGAUCACAAGGACGGGGAGGAGAAGAAAAAGAAGAACAAGGACAAGAAAGACAAGAAGGAGAAGAAGCAUGACGAUGAUAGCAGCAGCAGCAGCAGUGGUAGCGACAGUGAUUAGAUUCGAUCUGAUCCUCCCACAUUUUCCUCUACUCCUGGUAAAGGGAAUUGUGAUAAGUAUUUCUGAGAUUUGAGCUAGAGGUACCAAUGGCAUUAGUUGCAGAGGAAAAAGAAAAUAGGAGAAAAUAAACAAAAAUAAAAGAUGACCAUGCGAUCUGUAUUGGGUCUAAUGUAUCCUAAUUUGCGACAGUUCGUGAAUGUACUUUCGUGAGCUAAUAAAAAUGAAGUUUUUGAUGAGUUU
This is a messenger RNA of Nicotiana tabacum (common tobacco), 594 nucleotides long. RefSeq lists its product as uncharacterized. The record is from RefSeq and is a predicted model, not a curated record. Lineage: Eukaryota; Viridiplantae; Streptophyta; Magnoliopsida; Solanales; Solanaceae.